AUGGUGAAGACGCUGUCUGCAUCUGAAAAUGAUGCGCUGCUGCGUGGUAAAUAUCGCUCUUCAACGGUUGAGCAUUCGUCGAGUUGGCACUCUCGACCACGGUGUCGUAGACUUUCCACUUUGCUCUUGUGUCUCUGUAGCUGCUUUCAGAAUCCAGCGACUAGUCCUUGCUCCGGUCUUAUGGUAGCAAUUGCCGGUCUUUUGGUGCUUAUUGGGGUGGCUUGUUCGAUCAUUGCGCUUGUGGGCAGCUACAGUGCCGAUGAAUACUUGUUUCUAGGAGCUAUUGUCUCUGGAGCUUUUGCUCUGGUGAUUAUUGUCGCCUUCCUCACAAGUCCGGCCGUGCGAGCACACCCAAAUCCACUGAUUUUCAGCAAAAGCCUCGUUGACUUGAUGUUGGCUUUAAUUUAUGUGGCCGAGUUCUGUGUAACAGAGUUUUCCGAUUCAGUAGCACUACCGUUUCGCAUCGCAGCGAUCACACAAGCACUACUCAUUGCUGGCGAAUUCUGGUUUUUCGCCAUUCCAAUCGACAUGGUACAGUCAAUUACCAACCCAUUUACGUCUUAUUCGCAUAACUUUCGGAUUUAUUGGUUUUAUUCAGUGCUUAGUGGAAUUGUCUGUGGUUUGGUUUUGUGGUCUCUUGGUGAUGCAGAGGCAGAGUGCAUUAAGACAGAUGAGUCGAAUCCCGACUGUGAAAAGAUUGCCGACGCCAGUGAACAGCGUUUUAUUUGGUUUCAUCAUAAUACAGAUAUGCCCGGCUUUUUCUGGCACCAAUGGAUCUUGUACCACAUGUGUGUCGUCGUAUACUUGCUCUUUGGGAUUGCGUGUAUGGCAUAUGUUCGUAGCCGACUACGUCGUGGACUGGAAGAGACGUUUGAAGUACGUCGACGGGUCUUAUCAAAUGGAAUGCUCUCUUGCGCAGUCUUUAUUUCCUGGUCCUUUAUAACGAUUUGCCUCUUUGCUAUGACCAACAGUGUGGCAGUAAAGGCGGUAUUAAGAAAAAUGCUGUUUAAAGAGCUCAUUGAUUUAAGUGCUUUUUUGCAUUCGUCUCGUGGCUGUGUUAACAUUAUCGUUUGGAUUGUGGUAAAUUCACCAUACUUUCCAUCGCUAUACUCAGAACGCUCUAAUGAUUCGAUACUUCAGUGCCAGUAUGGAAAUGAGCUACUGACGGACGAUUCGUUUUCACCUGGAUUCGAAAUUUAUGAAUGCAAUGAAUAUAGCAAUAAUAUGAACAAUCAUUCCUAUAAACACGAGGAAAAGCUGAUGAAUCCACAAUUGAACGUUGCAUUGCGCAAGCAGAUGAUUCACAUGGCUACAAAUGGCAUCAUCGAGUCCAUUCAGCAUCACCAUCGAAUGCGACGUGAAAAUGGGAAUAAUCAUACAUUUCAAAUGGAUUGGCAACGAUCUCCUCAGCGUCGUAUUCGGCAAUUAGUGUCCUCUUGGUCAACUGAUGACGCAGUGGGCUCACAGACGGUUCCACCAAGAUCAAUGCCCAUUUUACGCGCAAUGAGGAACUCGACGAUUCGAGUGGUAGAGGAGCCUCGUGACAACCCCAGUAAUCUUCGAUUUUCCUUUAUGCCCAUGACAUUGACAGAAAUGCAGUUUUAUGACUUUCAGCCUCGUGUCUUUGCGUCCAUUCGUCAGCUCUAUAGUGUUGAUGAUGCUGAGUAUAUUUUUGCGUUCCGUUCUACGAUCAACGAACGCAUUAGCGAGGGUCGAAGUGGUGCGUUUGUCUUUAACACGUGCGAUCGCAAGUAUAUAGUCAAAAGUACAACGUCCAAGGAGAAGGAUGUGCUUCUGCGGCUGUUGCCGUCGUACUUGAGGUAUCUUAAAUGGAAUCCGGAAACGCUUUUGCCUCGCUUUUUCGGCUUUCAUGCCAUGAAAAUGUAUGGCCAGAUCUUCUACUUUAUUGUAAUGGGAAACGUCCUGAGCACCACAGAGGUCAUUCAUCGCAGAUACGACAUCAAGGGCUCAUGGGUGGACCGCAAUGCUCCCGCCUGUGUCUUGGGUGAAAAGUAUCGCUGCUCGAAAUGCAAUCGAUUCUUUACAUUCGGCGGUGCACCAGAAGAACCGUGUUUUUUGCCGGACGAAGAGCACUAUCCCGACAUAACUUUACGAGACAAUGAUUUGAAAAAACGACUCAAGCUGGAUCCUGAUACGGCUAUUAAGCUUAUGAAGCAAUUGACUCGCGACAGUGAUUAUCUCGCUAGUGCGGGCAUCAUGGAUUACAGUCUUCUUAUUGGUACGCACUACUCGCAUUUUACCAUAACGACAGAGUACAAGCGUGGGCUUUCCCAUCGCAAGUCAGUGGAAUAUACAGCACAUUGCGCUGAUGCUCAUGAUGGAAAGCCAACUAUUGAUCUCGUCUCGCAUGUAGCUGAAAAGUGUCGGUCGUCAAGUGAAGAUGAUGCAAUGUCCGAAGCCACAAGACCAUCCGAUUCUUCAGACUUUUUUCACGAAAAGCGCUCAACGUUAUUUCUUUCGUCCAAACUGCCACUGGGUGAGCGUAAAGAGUAUUUUCAUAAUCAUGCGUACCAUGCACAUCAAGUUUCGGGGCCUAGCAAAUAUUAUUUCGGCCUUGUUGAUAUUUUGCAGGAGUGGACGAUUGAAAAGCAAAUUGAGCGUGCCUAUAAAGUGCAUGUGCUUCGAAAAUCAAGUCAAGGUGUUUCGGCUGUUCCACCGACAUUAUAUGCGCAUCGCUUUCAGAGAAAAAUGAAGCAGCUUUUUAUCACAAUGCCGACAUAUCCACUCGAAGAUGAUGCGCUAGGCGAAAUCCCUGCGAUGUGUAAAUAG
Plasmopara halstedii is the source of this 2790-nucleotide messenger RNA. Its product is annotated as Phosphatidylinositol-4-phosphate-5-kinase (GPCR-PIPK/Pi-PIPK-D10/PiGK10). NCBI's taxonomy places the organism in Eukaryota, Oomycota, Peronosporomycetes, Peronosporales, Peronosporaceae. Gene Ontology annotation, biological process: phosphatidylinositol metabolic process. Gene Ontology annotation, molecular function: phosphatidylinositol kinase activity. The record is from RefSeq and is a predicted model, not a curated record. The transcript has 2 exons. Bases 1 to 2790 code for a protein of 929 amino acids.